AUGGCCGAGAAUGUGGUGGAACCGGGGCCGCCUUCAACCAAUGACUACAAACUCUCAUCUCAAGCCCUCUCGGCGUCGGCAACAUUAGCUGGAGUUAAUUUUGGCUCUCUCUUUGACUUGGAGCAUGACUUACCAGAUGAAUUAAUCAACUCUACAGAAUUGGGACUAACCAAUGGUGGUGAUAUUAGUCAGCUUCAGACAAGUCUUGGCAUAGUUCAAGAUGCAGCCUCUAAACAUAAACAACUGUCAGAAUUGCUACGGUCUGGCAGUUCCCCUAACCUCAAUAUGGGGGUUGGUGGCCCAGGCCAAGGCAUGGCCAGCCAGGCCCAACAGAACAGUCCUGGAUUAGGUUUGAUAAAUAGCAUGGUCAAAAGCCCAAUGGCACAGGCAGGCUUGACUUCUCCCAACAUGGGAAUGGGCACUAGUGGACCAAAUCAGGGUCCUACGCCAUCUGCAGCAGGUAUGAUGAACAGUCCAGUAAAUCAACCUACCAUGGGAAUGAACACAGGGAUGAAUGCUGGCAUGAAUCCUGGAAUGCUGAAUGCAGGCAAUGGACAGGGGAUGAUGCCCAAUCAAGUCAUGAACGGUUCAAUUGGAGCAGGCCGAGGGCGACCUAAUAUGCAGUACCCAAACCCAGGCAUGGGAAAUGCUGGCAAUUUAAUGACUGAGCCACUACAGCAAGGCUCUCCUCAGAUGGGAGGACAAACAGGAUUGAGGGGCCCCCAGCCUCUUAAGAUGGGAAUGAUGAACAACCCUAAUCCUUACGGUUCACCAUACACUCAGAAUUCUGGACAGCAGAUUGGAGCCAGUGGCCUUGGUCUCCAGAUUCAGACAAAGUCUGUACUACCAAAUAGCUUACCUCCAUUUGCAAUGGACAAAAAGGCAGUUCCUGGUGGAGGAAUGCCCAACAUGGGUCAACAGCAGGCCCCACAGGUCCAGCAGCCAGGCCUCGUGACUCCGGUAGCCCAAGGGAUGGGUUCUGGAGCGCACACGGCUGAUCCAGAGAAGCGCAAGCUCAUCCAGCAGCAGCUCGUGCUCCUGUUGCACGCCCACAAGUGCCAGCGCCGCGAGCAGGCUAAUGGGGAAGUAAGGCAGUGCAACCUUCCCCACUGUCGCACGAUGAAGAACGUCCUGAACCACAUGACACACUGCCAGUCAGGCAAGUCCUGCCAAGUGGCACACUGUGCAUCUUCUCGACAAAUCAUUUCACACUGGAAGAAUUGUACGAGGCAUGAUUGUCCUGUGUGUCUCCCCCUUAAAAAUGCUGGAGAUAAGAGAAAUCAACAGUCAAUUCUGACUGGAGCACCAGUUGGACUUGGAAAUACUAGCUCUCUAGGGGUGGGUCAGCAGUCUACCCCCAGCCUAAGCACUGUCAGUCAGAUUGAUCCCAGCUCUAUAGAAAGGGCCUAUGCAGCUCUUGGGCUGCCCUAUCAAGUAAAUCAGAUGCCGACGCAACCCCAGGUGCAAGCAAAGAACCAGCAGACUCAGCAGUCUGGCCAGUCUCCCCAAGGCAUGCGGCCCAUGAGCAACAUGAGUGCUAGUCCUAUGGGAGUAAAUGGAGGUGUAGGGGUUCAAACAUCGAAUCUUCUUUCUGACUCAAUGUUGCAUUCAGCCAUAAAUUCUCAAAACCCAAUGAUGAGUGAAAAUGCCAGUGUGGCCUCCCUAGGUCCUAUGCCAACAGCAGCUCAACCAUCUAAUACUGGAAUUCGGAAACAGUGGCAUGAAGAUAUUACUCAGGAUCUUCGAAAUCAUCUUGUUCACAAACUAGUUCAAGCCAUAUUUCCUACUCCGGAUCCUGCUGCUUUAAAAGACAGACGGAUGGAAAACUUGGUUGCAUAUGCCCGGAAAGUGGAAGGAGACAUGUACGAAUCUGCAAAUAAUCGGGCCGAAUACUACCACCUGCUAGCUGAGAAAAUCUAUAAGAUCCAGAAAGAACUAGAAGAAAAACGAAGGACUAGACUACAGAAACAAAACAUGCUACCAAGUGCUGCAGGCAUGGUACCAGUUUCUAUGAAUCCAGGGCCUAAUAUGGGGCAGCCACAACCAGGAAUGACUUCCAAUGGCCCUCUGCCUGACCCAUCUAUGAUCCGUGGCAGUGUGCCAAACCAGAUGAUGCCUCGGAUAACUCCACAGCCUGGUAUGAAUCAAUUUGGCCAGAUGAGUAUGCCCCAGCCCCCAAUUGGACCCCGGCAAACCUCUCCUCUUCAGCACCAUGGACAGUUAGCUCAGCCUGGAACUCUCAACCCACCAAUGGGCUAUGGGCCUCGCAUGCAGCAGCCUUCCAGCCAGAGCCAGUUCCUUCCCCAGACUCAGUUUUCAACACAGGGAAUGAAUGUAACGAAUAUGCCUUUGGCUCCGUCUGGCGGUCAGGCACCGGUGUCUCAAGCACAGAUGUCCAGUUCUUCCUGCCCUGUGAAUUCUCCUAUAAUGCCUCCAGGGUCUCAAGGGAGCCACAUUCACUGUCCCCCUCUCCCUCAAUCAGCUCUGCAUCAGAAUUCACCCUCUCCAGUACCUAGUCGCACCCCCACGCCUCACCACACUCCCCCAAGCAUAGGGGCUCAGCAGCCACCAGCAACAGCAAUUCCAGCCCCUGUUCCUACACCUCCAGCCAUGCCGCCUGGGCCACAGACCCAAGCUCUCCAUCCACCUCCAAGGCAGACACCUACACCGCCACCAACGCAACUCCCUCCCCAAGUUCAACCUUCACUUCCUGCUGCCCCUUCCGCCGACCAGCCGCAGCAGCAGCCUCUCUCACAGCAGAGUACAGCAGCAUCUGUUCCCACCCCAACGGCACCGCUGCUGCCUCCACAGCCUGCGACUCCACUUUCCCAGCCAGCUGUAAGCAUUGAAGGGCAGGUAUCAAACCCUCCAUCUACUAGCAGCACAGAAGUGAAUUCUCAGACCAUUCCUGAGAAGCAGCCUUCACAGGAAGUGAAAAUGGAGGCUAAGAUGGAAGUGGAUCAACCAGAACCAGCAGAUACUCAGCCGGAGGACAUCCCAGAGACUAAAGCAGAAGACUGUAAAAUGGAACCUACAGAAACAGAGGAGAGAGGCACGGAGUUAAAAACUGAAACAAAAGAAGAGGAAGACCAGCCGAGUACUUCGGCUACCCAGUCAUCUCCAGCCCCGGGACAGUCAAAGAAGAAGAUUUUUAAACCAGAAGAGUUACGACAGGCACUGAUGCCAACAUUGGAGGCACUUUACCGACAGGAUCCAGAAUCCCUUCCCUUUCGUCAACCUGUGGACCCUCAACUUCUAGGAAUCCCUGAUUACUUUGAUAUUGUGAAAAGCCCCAUGGAUCUUUCCACCAUCAAGAGGAAGUUAGACACUGGACAGUAUCAGGAGCCCUGGCAGUAUGUGGAUGACAUUUGGCUUAUGUUCAACAAUGCCUGGUUGUAUAAUCGGAAAACAUCACGGGUGUACAAAUACUGCUCCAAGCUGUCUGAGGUCUUUGAACAAGAAAUUGACCCAGUAAUGCAAAGCCUUGGAUAUUGUUGUGGCAGAAAGUUGGAGUUCUCUCCACAGACACUCUGUUGCUAUGGCAAACAGUUAUGCACAAUCCCUCGUGAUGCCACUUACUACAGUUACCAGAACAGGUAUCAUUUCUGUGAGAAGUGUUUCAAUGAAAUCCAAGGGGAGAGCGUUUCUUUGGGGGAUGACCCUUCCCAGCCUCAAACUACAAUAAAUAAAGAACAAUUUUCCAAGAGAAAAAAUGACACACUGGAUCCUGAACUGUUUGUUGAAUGUACAGAGUGUGGAAGAAAGAUGCAUCAGAUCUGUGUCCUUCAUCAUGAAAUCAUUUGGCCAUCUGGAUUUGUCUGCGAUGGCUGUUUAAAGAAAUCUGCACGAACCAGGAAAGAGAAUAAAUUUUCUGCUAAAAGGUUGCCAUCUACCAGGCUUGGCACCUUUCUGGAGAAUCGUGUGAAUGACUUUCUUAGGCGACAAAAUCACCCUGAGUCAGGAGAGGUCACUGUUCGGGUAGUUCAUGCUUCUGACAAAACUGUGGAAGUCAAACCAGGCAUGAAAGCAAGGUUUGUAGAUAGUGGAGAGAUGGCAGAAUCCUUUCCAUACCGAACCAAAGCCCUCUUUGCCUUUGAAGAGAUAGACGGUGUUGACUUAUGUUUCUUUGGCAUGCACGUUCAAGAGUAUGGCUCUGACUGCCCUCCGCCCAACCAGAGGAGAGUUUACAUAUCAUACCUCGACAGUGUUCAUUUCUUCCGUCCUAAAUGCUUGAGGACCGCAGUGUAUCAUGAAAUUCUAAUUGGAUAUUUAGAAUACGUCAAGAAAUUAGGAUAUACAACAGGGCAUAUUUGGGCAUGUCCCCCGAGCGAGGGAGAUGACUAUAUCUUCCAUUGCCAUCCUCCUGACCAGAAGAUACCGAAGCCCAAGCGACUGCAGGAGUGGUAUAAAAAGAUGCUUGACAAGGCCGUGUCUGAGCGAAUCGUCCAUGACUACAAGGAUAUUUUUAAACAAGCUACUGAAGAUCGAUUAACAAGUGCAAAGGAGUUGCCUUACUUUGAGGGUGAUUUCUGGCCCAAUGUUCUGGAAGAGAGCAUUAAAGAACUGGAACAGGAGGAGGAAGAGAGAAAGAGAGAAGAAAACACCAGCAACGAAAGCACAGAUGUGACAAAGGGAGACAGCAAAAAUGCUAAAAAGAAAAAUAAUAAGAAAACCAGCAAAAACAAGAGCAGCCUCAGUAGGGGCAACAAGAAGAAGCCAGGCAUGCCCAAUGUGUCCAACGACCUCUCACAGAAGCUGUAUGCCACAAUGGAAAAACACAAAGAGGUCUUCUUUGUGAUCCGUCUCAUCGCCGGCCCUGCCGCCAACUCCCUGCCUCCCAUUGUCGACCCUGACCCCCUCAUCCCCUGCGAUCUGAUGGAUGGGCGGGAUGCCUUCCUCACCCUCGCAAGGGACAAGCACCUGGAGUUCUCUUCACUGCGCAGAGCCCAGUGGUCCACCAUGUGUAUGCUGGUGGAGCUGCACACCCAGAGCCAGGACCGCUUUGUCUACACGUGCAACGAGUGCAAGCACCACGUGGAGACGCGCUGGCACUGCACCGUGUGCGAGGAUUACGAUUUGUGUAUCACCUGCUAUAACACUAAAAACCAUGACCACAAAAUGGAGAAACUAGGUCUCGGCCUAGAUGACGAGAGCAACAGCCAGCAGGCCGCGGCCACCCAGAGCCCAGGAGACUCUCGCCGCCUGAGCAUCCAGCGCUGCAUCCAGUCCCUGGUGCACGCCUGCCAGUGCCGCAACGCCAACUGCUCGCUGCCGUCCUGCCAGAAGAUGAAGCGGGUCGUGCAGCACACCAAGGGCUGCAAGCGGAAAACCAAUGGAGGCUGCCCCAUCUGCAAGCAGCUCAUCGCCCUGUGCUGCUACCAUGCCAAGCACUGCCAGGAGAACAAGUGCCCGGUGCCCUUCUGCCUCAACAUCAAGCAAAAGCUCCGGCAGCAGCAGCUGCAGCACCGGCUGCAGCAGGCCCAGAUGCUCCGCAGGAGGAUGGCCAGCAUGCAGCGGACCGGCGUGGUGGGGCAGCAACAAGGCCUGCCCUCCCCGACUCCCGCCACGCCCACCACGCCCACCGGCCAGCAGCCCACCACCCCGCAGACGCCCCAACCCCAGCCCCCCUCUCAGCCCCAGCCUACCCCUCCCAACAGCAUGCCACCCUACUUGCCUAGGACUCAGGCUCCUGGCCCUGUCUCCCAGGGUAAGGCGGCGGGCCAGGUGACCCCUCCGACCCCCCCUCAGACUGCUCAGCCACCCCUUCCGGGGCCCCCACCUGCGGCAGUGGAAAUGGCAAUGCAGAUUCAGAGGGCGGCUGAGACGCAGCGCCAGAUGGCCCACGUGCAAAUUUUUCAGAGGCCAAUCCAGCACCAGAUGCCCCAGAUGACUCCGAUGGCCCCCAUGGGUAUGAACCCACCCCCCAUGGCCAGAGGUCCCAGUGGGCAUUUGGAGCCAGGGAUGGGGCCCACGGGCAUGCAGCAACAGCCGCCGUGGGCCCAAGGAGGCUUGCCUCAACCCCAGCAACUACAGCCCGGGAUGCCAAGGCCGGCCAUGAUGUCAGUGGCCCAGCACGGUCAGCCCUUGAAUAUGGCUCCCCAACCGGGACUGGGCCAGGUAGGCGUGAGCCCUCUCAAACCAGGCACUGUGUCUCAACAAGCCUUACAAAACCUUUUGCGGACUCUCAGGUCUCCCAGCUCUCCCCUACAGCAGCAACAGGUGCUUAGUAUCCUUCACGCCAACCCCCAGCUGUUGGCCGCGUUCAUCAAGCAGCGGGCUGCCAAGUAUGCCAACUCUAACCAACAGCCCCUCCCCGGGCAGCCUGGCAUGCCCCAGGGCCAGCCGGGGCUGCAGCCACCUACCAUGCCGGGCCAGCAGGGCGUCCACUCUAAUCCGGCCAUGCCGAACAUGAACCCCAUGCAGGCAGGCGUCCAGAGGGCCGGCCUGCCGCAGCAGCAGCCACCGCAGCAGCAACUCCAGCCACCCAUGGGAGGGAUGAGCCCCCAGGCUCAGCAGAUGAACAUGAAUCACAACGCCAUGCCUUCACAGUUCCGAGACCUCUUGAGACGGCAGCAGAUGAUGCAGCAGCAGCAGCAGCAGCAGCAGGGAGCCGGGCCCGGAAUCGGCCCUGGAAUGGCCAACCACAACCAGUUCCAGCAACCCCAGGGAGUUGGCUACCCCCCACCGCAGCAGCAGCAGCAGCAGCAGCGGAUGCAGCAUCACAUGCAACAGAUGCAACAAGGGAACAUGGGACCGAUGGGCCAGCUCCCCCAGGCCUUGGGAGCCGAGGCAGGAGCCAGUCUGCAGGCGUAUCAGCAGCGACUCCUCCAGCAACAGAUGGGGUCCCCCGCUCAGCCCAACCCCAUGAGCCCCCAACAGCAUAUGCUCCCAAACCAGGCUCAGUCCCCACACCUCCAAGGCCAGCAGAUCCCUUCUUCUCUCUCCAAUCAAGUGCGUUCACCCCAGCCUGUCCCUUCUCCACGGCCACAGUCCCAGCCCCCCCACUCCAGCCCUUCCCCGAGGAUGCAGCCUCAGCCUUCUCCACACCACGUGUCCCCACAGACCAGUUCUCCACAUCCUGGACUGGUAGCUGCCCAGGCCAACCCCAUGGAACAAGGGCAUUUUGCCAGCCCGGACCAGAGUUCAAUGCUUUCUCAGCUCGCUAGCAAUCCAGGCAUGGCAAACCUCCAUGGUGCAAGCGCCACGGACCUGGGACUCAGCACCGAUAACUCAGACUUGAAUUCAAACCUCUCACAGAGUACACUAGACAUACACUAG
This is a messenger RNA of Puma concolor (puma), 7278 nucleotides long. The record is from RefSeq and is a predicted model, not a curated record. Lineage: Eukaryota; Metazoa; Chordata; Mammalia; Carnivora; Felidae.